AUGGGGAGUCCCUGGCAGUUCUGCUCACUGCUGGUCCUGCUGCUUGGCCUCAUGCUGCUUCAGGUGCAGGGGACGCAUCCUGACUGCUCCAUUGUCCUCUAUUUCCAAAAGCAAGAAGCAGAAUGUCUGGAGAUUAUCAGGAGGGAAAGCCAAACCCCAACCCACCCUGGAGCCCCCAGGCAGCAAGGCUGCCUGACAGAGUGGGAUGGAGUGAGCUGCUGGUCAGCCCUGCCCGUUGGCCAGUCCCAAGCUGUGGCCUGCCCUGACAUCCUCCACGUCUUCAAGAAGUCCCAAGUGCUGAUCCAGAGGAACUGCACCGAGGCAGGGUGGAGCUUCCCCAGCCCUCCCUACCACAGUGCCUGUGAGCUGGAGAGCAUUGGCAGCAGCAACGACACCGAGGCCAAGAGAGGCUAUUUUGUCACCAUGAAGGUGCUUUACACCUGUGGCUACUCCACGUCCCUGGCAGCCUUGUUCCUGGCCAUUGGCAUCUUCUCCUGCUUCAGGAAGCUGCACUGCACCAGGAAUUCCAUCCACAUCCACUUCUUCACCUCCUUCAUACUGCGUGGGGCUGCUGUGUUCAUCAAGGACAUUGUCCUCUUCUCAGACGAGUCCAUCGACCACUGCACCAUGUCCACAGUGAACUGCAAAGCAGCCAUUGCCUUCUUCCAGUACUCAGUCCUGGCCAACUUCUACUGGCUGCUGGUGGAGGGUUUGUACCUGCAGACCCUCCUGCUGCUCACCUUCACCUCUGACAGGAGGUACAUCUGGUGGUACAUCCUCAUUGGCUGGGGUGUCCCCAUGGUUACAGUUGGUGUGUGGGUGCUCACCAGGCUGCAGUAUGACAACCAUGGCCUGUACUGGUGGGUGAUCAAGGCUCCCAUCCUCCUGGCCAUAUUGGUGAACUUCCUCAUCUUCCUCAAUGUCACCAGGAUGCUGGCACAGAAGAUCAGGUCCCCAGACAUCAGCAGAAACUACAAGCAGCAAUACAUGAGGCUGACCAAGUCCACGCUGCUCCUGAUCCCUCUCUUUGGGGUGCACUACGUGGUGUUUGCACUCUUCCCCGAGCACAUCGGUGUGGACGCACGGCUUUACUUCGAGCUGGUCCUCGGCUCCUACCAGGGCUUCCUGGUGGCUUUGCUGUACUGUUUCCUGAAUGGGGAGGUCCAGGCUGAGCUCAAGAGAAACUGGGGCAAGUGGCAAUCGUCCAUGGAGAGCAAUGUCUUCAACCUGGUGACCCAGGACUUCACAGCCUGA
Messenger RNA from Acanthisitta chloris (rifleman), 1254 nucleotides. Its product is annotated as vasoactive intestinal polypeptide receptor 1-like. Gene Ontology annotation, biological process: cell surface receptor signaling pathway; adenylate cyclase-modulating G protein-coupled receptor signaling pathway. The coding region runs from base 1 to 1254 and encodes 417 amino acids. The transcript has 13 exons. The record is from RefSeq and is a predicted model, not a curated record. Gene Ontology annotation, molecular function: peptide hormone binding; G protein-coupled peptide receptor activity. Lineage: Eukaryota; Metazoa; Chordata; Aves; Passeriformes; Acanthisittidae. Gene Ontology annotation, cellular component: plasma membrane.